UCAGGAGAGAGGAAGGAGGUGUAUAAAAGCUGGCUCCUGCUGCCUGCUCUAACACAAAGCACACUGGGUCUUCACAAACACACACACACACACACACACACACACACACACACAACACACACUGAGUGUUACCGGAGCAGAACAACUUCAUGUAACCUUCCUCUGGAGUUGUUCACUAUAUAAAAGUGGAUUCCGGACAUAAGAUUUGAUGUGAAACACCUGCACCUGCUCACGAGUCACUGUUUUGGACCUUGUUCUAAUCAACAUCAUCAUCACGAUGAUGAUAUGCAUCGCUUUGAUCUGGGGAGUUGUUGUAGGAUUUUGCUGCCUCCUUUGGCUUGCUUUGGGGAUUCGGCGCAGAAAACCAGGUGAACCUGCGGUGGAAAAUGGUUUCAUCCCCUACCUGGGCUGUGCUCUGCAGUUUGGGGCCAACCCUCUUCGGUUCCUCCACAGCCGUCAGAAGAAGCACGGCCAGAUUUUUACCUGCAAGAUCGCAGGCCAGUACAUCCACUUCCUGUGUGAUCCCUUCUCUUACCAUACAGUCAUCAGGCAGGGGAGACACCUCGACUGGAAGAAGUUCCACUUUUCUAUAUCUGUUAAGGCCUUUGGUCACGAAAGCUUUGACCCUCAGCAUGGUUACACCACAGAAAACCUCCACCAAACCUUUAUGAAGACCCUGCAGGGGGAAGCUCUGACUUCUCUGAUAGAGAAUAUGAUGGGACACUUACAGGAUGUCAUGCUGAAGUCAGACACUCUGGGCUCCAACAAAGACCACUGGCAGGUGGAUGGUAUCUUUGCUUUUUGCUACAAGGUUAUGUUUGAAUCUGGCUACCUGACGCUGUUUGGUAAGGAGCUGGGAGAUGACAAGUGUCAGGCUCAUCAGGAAGCACAAAAAGCCCUGGUCCUCAAUACUUUGGAGAACUUCAAAGAGUUUGAUAAGAUUUUUCCAGCACUGGUGGCUGGCCUGCCCAUCCACGUCUUCAAGAGUGCCCACAGUGCAAGAGAGAAUCUAGCAAAGACAAUGUAUGCUGAAAACCUGUCCAAGAGGCACAACAUGUCUGAUCUGAUCUCCAUGAGGAUGAUCCUGAACGAUUCCUUAUCCACUUUCAAUGACGUGAGCAAAGCUAGGACCCAUGUGGCCCUGCUGUGGGCCUCACAGGCCAACACUCUGCCUGCUACCUUCUGGAGCCUCUUCUAUAUGAUCAGGAGUCCUGGUGCUUUAAAAGCAGCCUAUACAGAAGUUCAGACGGUUCUGAAGGACUUGGGUUUGACUGCCGACCCCGAUGGACCCAUGCUUAGUCUGACCAAGAACCAGCUGGACAACAUGCCUGUUUUAGACAGCAUCAUAAAGGAAGCCAUGCGUCUGUCCAGUGCUUCCAUGAAUGUUCGAAUCGCCAAAGAGGACUUUCUGCUUCACCUGGACAACAAAGAAGCUUAUCACAUCAGGAAAGACGAUGUCAUUGCCUUGUAUCCUCCCAUGGUUCACUUUGAUCCAGAGAUCUAUGAGGAUCCCUAUGAGUACAAGUUUGACCGCUUCCUGGACGAGAACGGUCAAGAGAAAACCACGUUUUACCGUAAUGGCCAGCGGCUGCGUUACUACCACAUGCCCUUUGGCUCCGGGGUCACAAAAUGUCCUGGAAGAUUUUUCGCUGUGUGUGAGAUCAAGCAGUUUCUGACUCUGAUGCUUUCGUAUUUCGACAUGGAGUUAUUAGACCCUGCCAUCAAAGUUCCUCCUUUGGACCAGUCUCGAGCUGGUAUGGGAAUCCUGCAGCCCACCUACGAUGUAGACUUUAGGUACAAGCUGAAACCGAAACACUAGUCUCGGUCUCUGAUGGGCAGAAUCUCUGGAUGAUUUCCUGUAAAUAGUGUACAGUAAAACACCUGAUCGGGUCUGUAAAUAAAGUGAAUAUUUGUUUUGUUUGGUUUAAAUGUGAUGUUAAAGACAUGCUUUGGAUUUUAAAAAAGGUAUGAACCUUUAGAAAUAAUCACAAGUCGUUUUAAAUAAACUUUGGAGUGUUUUACAAAGUGUAACGUUUUAAUAAAAAAAGUAAAAAAUUUGAAGCCUCAAA
Austrofundulus limnaeus is the source of this 2069-nucleotide messenger RNA. It is a transcript of the gene cyp7a1, whose product is annotated as cytochrome P450, family 7, subfamily A, polypeptide 1. Bases 278 to 1819 code for a protein of 513 amino acids. The record is from RefSeq and is a predicted model, not a curated record. NCBI's taxonomy places the organism in Eukaryota, Metazoa, Chordata, Actinopteri, Cyprinodontiformes, Rivulidae. Gene Ontology annotation, biological process: cholesterol catabolic process; bile acid biosynthetic process; cholesterol homeostasis. Gene Ontology annotation, molecular function: cholesterol 7-alpha-monooxygenase activity; iron ion binding; heme binding. The transcript is spliced from 8 exons.